UUGUUCGCAUCCCUGACGAUGAUGGUGCUGUGCUCGGUGUCGGCGGCGAGCGCGCGCGCGUACAUCGGCAGCCUGGCGGACGGCGACGAGCGCGUGUACUCGCGCUGGUUCAUGGGCGCGCUGCUGGCCGCCAUCGCCAGCGCCGUGCCCGCCACGCUCGCCGCCACUCUGCUCUUUGCCUGCCAUAAGCGUAGCACAGUGGCUUUACGUGCAUGGGUGCGUAUAAUGUGCGCGCUGUACCUGGCGGCCAUCUUGUACGUGGUGGGCUCCUUGAUCGCUUUUGGAGCUCACGGCUCCGGCUCCGAUAUAUUCGUGGCCUUCCUCGAGGGGGCACUGUUCUUUGGUAUACUCGCUUAUUGCAUCCUCUGCGUCAACAGCUACUACCUUGUGCUCAAGUGCAACCAGGACAUGGAGGGGCCCCCCAAGACCGAAUAUUAA
Messenger RNA from Parnassius apollo (apollo), 438 nucleotides. The record is from the annotation of a GenBank genome assembly. Lineage: Eukaryota; Metazoa; Arthropoda; Insecta; Lepidoptera; Papilionidae.